This is a messenger RNA of Pangasianodon hypophthalmus (striped catfish), 2511 nucleotides long. RefSeq names its product pleckstrin homology-like domain-containing protein. The record is from RefSeq and is a predicted model, not a curated record. Gene Ontology annotation, biological process: receptor recycling; retrograde transport, endosome to Golgi; endosome organization. Gene Ontology annotation, cellular component: early endosome; trans-Golgi network; recycling endosome. Lineage: Eukaryota; Metazoa; Chordata; Actinopteri; Siluriformes; Pangasiidae. The transcript is spliced from 2 exons. The coding region runs from base 478 to 858 and encodes 126 amino acids.
CGGAAUAAAGCGGAUGUCUUACGCGCAUGCGCUCUUUCAAUAAACACGAGCUACGAGUUUGUGUUUUCCCUCGGUAGAGAAAUAUCGGCAAAAAUAAAUAUAUAUAUUUUUAAAAAAUAAACAGGUUACAGCUUUUGUAAUCAAAAAUGAGACUGUACACUAAAAUGUGAUAAAACACUAAGUGAACAGACGAGUCCAGUAAAAAUAUAGUUUCCACAAUGUAAAUAUGAUGUUCGCGCAUGCGCAGUUUUAAUUCGCGCUUCCUCUAGGUAGUAUAAUACUUUAGGAUGAUAAAUUCAGAGGUUUUCCUCUGAAGGCGAAUGAAGGACAAGACCGAGAGCAAAUUCAGCCAUGAGAAAAUAUGACAAGGUUUAAUACCAAGUUAAAAAAUAAUCUUGUGAAACUACAUUUCGCAGAAAUGUAAAGGAUCUCUGUAGCGCAUGCGCAGUUCGGAUUCACUUGUAACGGGCUCUAGUGAUGGCCGGAACGUCUGCGACCUCUAACGGUGCGACGGGAAAGCGCUCAGAGGAGGCAGAAGAGGCUAAAAAGGGAUGGCUGUCCAAAAAAACUCAUUUCACACGUCGCUGGAAGCCAGCAUGGUUUCAGAUCAAGGAGUCCAAGCUUUACUACGGCGGAAACGACAAGAAUCCUGUUAAGUUUAUCAGUCUGAUUGGGGCAGAAAUCGAGGCCCUGGAGCAGGAUGGACGUUUUGACUGGACUAUAAGACCACAGGGAAGUAAAAGGACCUUUUUCCUUCGGGCUGGAUCGGCUGAGGAGCAGCAGCAGUGGAUGGUGGCUAUCUGUGAAGCGCAGAUGAGCUCUGGAGAGCACACUUCAAAUGCCUGUGUGGUGCAAUAGUGUGUCUUAUGUCUUUUAAUAUUGUCACAACAACAUAUUUUAACAUUUUAUCACAUCAAUAAUGAAACUGUAAGCAAACCACAGCAGGAGGUUAUUUGUGUUGUAGAUUUUAUACAUAAGGAGUAAAACACUAAUUAGACCGGGAUGGUGUCAGGUUGUAACCACCACAUGUAAACCACAAGCCGAUUAUUUUCCUAUAACGGCACAUCCCAAAGAGUUUUAUUCCACCUAUACUACAGCAAUUUGCCAGUCAUAACUAUUUUUAUGGAUUAAAGAACGGCGCAUACUUUUUAUCCAUUUAGAGUUACAUUUUUUACAGUUGUGGAACGCCCACGCAACAAGUGAGUUCCUGUUAUGACUCACAUUAUAACAGUCGUCCCCUCAUCAGCUUCUCAUUUUUCUCUCUCUCUUGAAGCUGAUUGGCUAAUAAGAAGCAAAAUCAGCUUGUCACAUUACUGAGAAACAACAAAGUGCAAACUCCUCUGUCAAGAUUUUCCUGAAGGUUGAAAGCGUAAAAGCUCUGACACUGAGUGAAGUCCUCUUUCAUAUAUGUUAAAUAUCUUCUUACAGAAAGCCUCACCAAAGCAACCUCUAUCCUUUUUUCAUGUUAAACACCAAAACCAUUUUUCUUAUUUUUUUCUUAUUUUUUUUUUUAAAGCAGCUUUUUCUUAGGCUUGAUUUAUGUGAGCAUAAGCCCUACAAGUUCUCUUUACUUUUCCUGUUAUCUAUGAGUGUUUGUUGUGAUUGUAUAGUUUGUUUUCUAGUAUAAUUAGGGAAAAGUUUGUGGACAUCUGACCACCACACCCACUUUCUACUAGAUUUUAGAUAGAUAGAUAGAUAGAUAGAUAGAUAGAUAGAUAGAUCACUUAUUUAAUCCCACCAAGCAACCUCUAUCUUUUUUUGAUGUUAAACACCAAAACAGUUUUGUUUUAUUUUUUUAAGCAGCUUAUUCUUAGGCUUAGUUUAUGUGAGCAUCAGCCCAACAAGUUCCUGUGUAAGUUGUUACUAUAGAAACAAUAACAUUUUAGAAUGAGUGCAUUAAUAUCAACCUGUGAAUUGAAUUGUACUCAAACUACUGUCAGAGCUGCUGUUAAAGAAAAUUAAUCAACACCAUCUGACCAAUCACAUUGAACAUUGAACCUAGACAAGGACAUAAAAGAUACAUAUCUAAAAGUAAAAAGAUAGCAAUUACAUAAUAUUUAUAGCAUUCUGUAGAAUUUAUCCACCUGAGCAGUUUGCAGUGAUUGUGGACUUUACUAUUUUAUUUAUAUUACACACCCACAGAGGGCAGUGUUUAAUAAAACAUGUGAAAACUGUCAGUUUGCUCCUAGGAAGCUGCAGUUUUCGCUCACCUGUCGCUUUACUUCUCAUCUGUUCAUGUAAAAAAUCAACAAAGCUAAGUAAAAAGCAAUACAACAUGACUAUGGAAAAUGAUAUACCUAAACAUUAGCAAGCAGCAUGAAUAUGAAUUAUGAAUUAUAGGCUACUAAUAGAUAAAAUCAUAAUGGGAUAAAACAGGACUGUUAUUUCUGAACUUGUGAAAGGUGAAUAUCACUAUGUCUGUGAAGAUAUUUCAUUUUUUUUCUACUUGUAUAAAGACAUUUUAUUCAUUAUUAAUUGACUGGGAAUUUGGGAGUAUUCUGUCAGAAAUAU